UCUAAGUUUAGAGCAUGUUAGCUUCGCUAUCAUCACUAUGGGCUCCUAUCCAAUCCACUCUCAACAGGCACUAUCAACCUCACCUACCCAGCACCUUCCCUUGUGGCUUGUACUAUUAAAACUACCAAUAAAAAAAAAAACCCUUCCUCUUGGGACCUAUUAUGUGGCGCAAAAAGAAUUCAAAACAAGAACAUCUCAUCUUCACCAACAAAAAACACUGCAGUUCUAUGGUUUCUAGUGUACUCUCCUCAAAAGGUAGAUACUCUGCAACUUUUAACAUUUCCUCACUUCUCCAAAAAAACCCAUCUUCUUCUUUCUAAUCUUGAUAAUUUCAUCAUUCAGCUUUCAUGUAAUAGCAGCAAAAUCCCAUCUGAAAGCAUUUAUUUUCCUCAUAAAUCUGAGAGAAUUUGCUGGUUGUCAAUAGCAUAGCAUAAUUCUAGCUUUGUAAUAUCUUCUAGCUUGCAUUCCCUUUUUUUUCUUCCAUGGUCUCAAUGCAGGAAAGAAUGUCUCUUGGAAUUGAAAGCAAUGCGCUUUUCAAAGAUUAAGUGACUAAGCUCAAGAAACUUAUGAGAAAGAUUUGAUUUUGAGCGUACCCAUCUGUCAAAAAUGUAUAAAAUUCCAUUUGAAAUCAAGCAAAAAGAUGGUAGUUUGGUAUACCCACCUCCUCAGUCAUCUCUCUCUGCUCCAUAUUUUAGUACUAACUAUGAGACAGAAGCAACCCCAACAUCAUCUUUCAACAGAAUUAGUCCAGUACUUCUUUUGCUUAUAGUAAUUCUAGCAGUAAUCUUCUUCAUCUAUGGCCUUCUCCAUUUACUUGUAAGAUUUUGUAUGAAAGUGCCAUCUUCUUCAGCUGUUUUUCAAUCAAAUAGAUACCCAGAAACCUCUGGCUCCCAUACUUUCCAAAGACAGCUUCAACAACUCUUUCGCUUACAUGACUCAGGUCUAGACCAAGCUUUCAUUGAUGCUCUACCAGUGUUCUUCUACAAAGAUAUAAUGGGUUUGAGGGAGCCAUCUGAUUGUGCUGUUUGUUUAUGUGAAUUUUCUGACCUUGACAAGCUAAGGUUGCUUCCAACGUGUAGUCAUGCUUUUCAUACUGAGUGUAUAGAUGUAUGGCUUCUUUCAAACUCAACAUGCCCUCUUUGUAGAGGGACUCUAUCGGCCUCUGGCAAUCCUAUGGAAAUUCCAGCACUUAAUUUUGCUGUUUCCAGGGAGCAAUCAAAUAGGUUUCCUAGUAAUGGAGAGAAUAGGUCUUCCAGUAGUCAGAACCCAAUAAAUAUAGAGGAAGCUGUUUGUGAAAAGAGGGUAUUUUCUGUGAGACUUGGGAAGUUCAGAAGCUUACAUGAUGAUGGGGUAGGUAGUGGAAGGAGAGAGGGGGAAACAAGUAGCUGUAAUUUGGAUGCUAGAAGAUGUUAUUCAAUGGGCACAUAUCAGUAUGUGGUCGAUGAUUCAAAUCUACAAGUGGCAUUAUCUGAUAGUAGUGGUGUUGGUGAUGGAGGUAGUAAUGUGAAUCAUGCCAAUGAAAGAGGAUACCUUGCAAAUUUUUCAGAUACCGGGGAUGUGGAGGGAAAGAAAAUCAUUGGCCACACUAAAGGUGAGAGCUUCUCCGUAUCCAAGAUCUGGCUUUGGUCAAAGAAGAGCAGAUUUCCAAGUUCUUCGAACAAUCGUAUGGAUUUGUUGCCUUCUCUUAAUGCAAGUCUCCCAAUUAAUAAUGAUGAAACUCAUGCUGUAUAGAAGGUGCAUGACUAAAUUUUUUGUGUUCUCUCUUGAUUAAUCAAUCACACACGUAUAAGCUAGUAAUGUUGUGUUCUGUUUUUCUCAUUUCUAGUUAUAAUGUAAAGAUAUAACUCUUAUUUAAAAAUUUUCUCAUCUUUUGCCAAAAGUUUCAAGGACAAUAUGUUGCAGUAAUGAAAUUAAAGAUUGUUAGAGAA
Molecule: messenger RNA, 1928 nt
Organism: Quercus robur (English oak)
Lineage: Eukaryota; Viridiplantae; Streptophyta; Magnoliopsida; Fagales; Fagaceae
Product: RING-H2 finger protein ATL46-like
Exons: 1
Coding region: 607-1731 (374 amino acids)
Source: RefSeq, a predicted model, not a curated record